This is a messenger RNA of Wallemia ichthyophaga EXF-994, 456 nucleotides long. Its product is annotated as Cytidine deaminase. Lineage: Eukaryota; Fungi; Basidiomycota; Wallemiomycetes; Wallemiales; Wallemiaceae. The coding region runs from base 1 to 456 and encodes 151 amino acids. The record is from RefSeq and is a predicted model, not a curated record. Gene Ontology annotation, molecular function: zinc ion binding; cytidine deaminase activity. Gene Ontology annotation, cellular component: cytosol. The transcript is spliced from 6 exons.
AUGACUGACAUGGCUGAUAAUACAAAUACAAAACUAAUCGCAGCGGCAUUCGAGGGCCAGAAGAAAUCUUACUGCCCUUACAGCCAGUUUAGAGUGGGCGCGGCAGUUGUGAGCGAGGAUGGCAAAGUGUUCAGUGGUGCGAAUGUGGAGAAUGCGUCAUAUGGCGGAGCAAUUUGUGCAGAACGUACAAGUCUGGUGAAGGCUGUAUCAGAGGGGUGCACCAACCUGAGCGGUCUGGCAGUCGUCUCUGAUCUCGAUGAACCUAUCACGCCAUGCGGGAUUUGUAGACAGUUCCUCAGAGAAUUCUUUGCUCCACGUACACCUAUCUUGCUGGUAUCGCAAUCGCACCACGCGAACGCAAACAGGCGCGAUACAGAUUAUGCAGGAGAAGUCGUCAUCAAGACUAAUAUAGAAGAACUAUUGCCACGCAGCUUUGGACCGGAGCAGUUAGGAUAA